AUGACCGGUUACAGCUGCCUUGACUUUAUUCUCGCGGUCACAUUCCCCACCAACCAAGAAAACAAAAUUGACGCCCCCACAACACACGUCCUUGCACAUAUCACCAAGGCAAAGGAUGUAGAGGGAGAUGCCGCCAAGGAAAGGAUCUCCUUCACAAAAUUUGGGCGAUUGUUUGUUCUUGACAUCACGUCUGUCAAGAAUGUUGCUGGGCGCGUAUUCACACGGGCAACACGGGAGGCAGGAGAAUGGGUAAUCAUUGAUUGUAGUGGAGGAAUUUGCCGCACGGACUUCUGGGUGGACAAGCAUGACUUGGACAAUGAAGAUGGAUGGGCAAAUUAA
This is a messenger RNA of Rhizoctonia solani, 339 nucleotides long. RefSeq lists its product as uncharacterized. The record is from RefSeq and is a predicted model, not a curated record. NCBI's taxonomy places the organism in Eukaryota, Fungi, Basidiomycota, Agaricomycetes, Cantharellales, Ceratobasidiaceae. The transcript has a single exon. The coding region runs from base 1 to 339 and encodes 112 amino acids.